Messenger RNA from Amborella trichopoda, 2092 nucleotides. The record is from RefSeq and is a predicted model, not a curated record. NCBI's taxonomy places the organism in Eukaryota, Viridiplantae, Streptophyta, Magnoliopsida, Amborellales, Amborellaceae.
CCUUUUAAAUACUGUCAGAUUUCAGUUUAGAUCAAUUUUGAACUUCGAUGAAUUUUGGGAUUAUUUUAGGGAAUUUUAUGUGAUUUAAUGAUUUGAGUUUUCUGAAUUUAUUUGGGAACCGCCGAGAUAGGGUUUGCAGAAACACACUUGAUAGAAAUUUUCUUACAAUGCCAUAUUUGGGUCUUUCUUGAACAUUAUUGGGCCCAUUAUUUGCAUUAUUUGAAAAUUUUGUUUAAAUUAUUUCUAUUAGUUGAAUUUAUCUCAAUCUGUACAUCUAGAACCUGUCAUUGAACAAUUCUUGACAACAAUUUUCCUGAUGGAAGAAGAAAUUCAGCACCAUGUCUUGCUGGCACAUGAUCCGUCCCCAAAGUUUGUUGCAUGUCUGGAGCAUCCGUGUGGCAACCAAGGAAGAGUUUUAAGCAAGAAAGAGAGGAUGCGUCGGUGGCUCUGUUGUACAUGUUCUAUUGAAGACUCUUAUAAGCAGGCUGAUAACGAUUACUUGAAGAGCCCCAAUGACCUCACCGAUGGAAACCAAAAAGGCUCUAAGCAGUCUACCCCAGCCAAUGGUGGAGAUAUACAGAAAGUACCCCCAAUUGAAGUUCCUGCAUUGCCAUUAGAAGAACUUAAAGAGAAAACUGACAAUUUUGGAUCAAGAUCUUUGAUUGGUGAAGGAUCCUAUGGGCGAGUCUAUUAUGCGACUCUAGACAAUGGAAAGGCUGUGGCGAUUAAGAAGCUUGAUGUUUCGAAUGAGCCUGAACCAAAUACAGAAUUUUUAACUCAGGUUUCUAUGGUCUCAAGUCUGAAGCAUGACAAUGUGGUUGAGUUGCUGGGCUACUGUGUUGAGGGAAACUUCCGUGUAUUAGCAUAUGAAUUUGCAACCAUGGGUUCUCUACAUGACAUACUGCAUGGAAGAAAAGGAGUUCAAGGAGCUCAGCCUGGUCCAGUGCUUGAUUGGAUGCAGCGAGUGAGAAUCGCUGUUGAUGCUGCAAGGGGACUUGAAUACUUGCAUGAAAAGGUCCAACCGUCUAUCAUUCACAGAGACAUCAGAUCGAGCAAUGUCCUCCUAUUCGAAGAAUUUAAAGCCAAAAUUGCAGAUUUCAACCUUUCAAACCAGGCUCCAGAUAUGGCUGCUCGGCUUCAUUCCACUCGAGUCUUGGGAACUUUUGGUUACCAUGCCCCAGAGUAUGCCAUGACUGGUCAGCUGACACAGAAGAGUGAUGUGUAUAGCUUUGGUGUCGUUCUUUUGGAGCUUCUUACGGGCCGGAAACCAGUGGACCACACGAUGCCUCGAGGGCAACAGAGCCUUGUUACUUGGGCAACUCCUAGACUGAGUGAGGACAAAGUUAAACAAUGCGUGGAUCCGAAGUUAAAGGGAGAGUACCCACCAAAAGGAGUUGCCAAGUUGGCUGCUGUGGCGGCAUUAUGCGUUCAAUAUGAGUCUGACUUCCGACCAAACAUGAGCAUUGUUGUCAAGGCAUUGCAACCAUUACUCACACCAAAGCCUCCUGUUGCAAUUCCUGAUCCCAGCUGAAAACAAACUCGAAAGGGCAUGAAGAAAGAGAACUGGUCUGCUCAUCACACGUGCAUUUGAGUGUGAGGUUGUACCUGGGGUGAUUUGGUUUCAAGGUUGCUUUGAUUUGGUCUAUUUCCAUCACUCGAGAAAUUAAAAUUCGGGUUUGGGUGGUACCCGUGCCCUUGUUUUGGUGUUUAUAUAGGACUAUAUUCUUUCAAACUGUUUUUCUUCAUUUUUUUCUGUUGAUUGUUCAUAGCUGUGACUUGAGUGUCUGAUUUGGAAUGAUCACAUUUGCUGUACUGUGUUAGUUGCUGACAAUUGUUGCAGGUUACACGGGAAAAGAGAGAUUGUUUUUUCUCUCCUUUUUGUUUUUUAGUAGCUGUGUUAUUCCAACUUAUGAUUUAAAUUUCUGGUCAUGUAUGCUUCAUGUGCAUGCGAGUGCUAUAUGCGCCACGGUGCAUUUUAUGCCACGGUUUGUCAUCUGUAAUGGAAAUUCUCUUUAUAUUUUUUCAGAAACGAUAUUUAUACCCCUAUUUGUUGAUGAAUUUUGGGCCAUUCAUAGUAUGUUUGGCUGCUGCA